This is a messenger RNA of Meleagris gallopavo (turkey), 2426 nucleotides long. The record is from RefSeq and is a predicted model, not a curated record. NCBI's taxonomy places the organism in Eukaryota, Metazoa, Chordata, Aves, Galliformes, Phasianidae.
CCGCGGGUCGUGCGCACGGAAAAUGCCUCUGCGGGACAAGUGCUGUCAGACGGAGCACCACCACCACGGCUGCUGCGAGCCAGUGCAUAUAUUGGAACCUGGUGAUCCUCCACUAUUACAGCAGCCUUUGCAAACAUCAAAAUCUGGUAUUCAGCAAAUCAUCGAGUGUUUUCGAUCAGGAACUAAACAACUUAAGCAUAUCUUGUUGAAAGAUGUGGACACCAUUUUUGAGUGUAAAUUGUGCCGGAGUCUCUUCAGGGGAUUACCAAAUUUAAUUACUCAUAAAAAGUUUUAUUGUCCUCCAAGUCUUCAGAUGGAUGAUAACCUUCCAGAUAUAAAUGAUAAACAGAGUCAAGCCAUAAGUGAUCUCCUAGAAGCAAUCUAUCCAAGAGUAGAUAAGCAAGAAUAUAUAGUUAGACUAGACCCUAUAGAAACGAAUCAGAAUGCUGUAUUUCAGUAUGUGUCAAGGACUGAUAGCCCAGAUGAGAACACAGAAAGUAGUAGUGCUCCUGAUCAAGCUCCAGUACCAAUACAGGAACCCAGCACUGAACCACCCAAGGCUGUUUCAGCUCCUGCUCCAGUUGGGGAGACUGUGGAAUUACCUCCUGCUGAUCCUGUUACAAACAAGCUGACCCCUACUCCUGAAGAACAGCCCCCAGCCGUAACACCUGAAGUGGACUCUUUGGAUAAUUCUGAUUUUGGCCACCAGUUGAUUUGUUGUCUUUGUAGAAAAGAAUUUCAUUCUAGACGCAGUGUUCGCCGGCAUAUUAGAAAAGUACACAAAAAAAAGAUGGAAGAGCUGAAGAAGUACAUAGAAACAAAAAAGAAACCAAAUCUGUGCUCUGCAAAAGGCCGAAAUAAGAACGUUCUUGUAGCAUUAGGUAGAAGUUGUCCUGUAUGUUAUAAAUCAUUUGCCACAAAAGCCAAUGUAAGAAGGCAUUUUGAUGAAGUCCAUAGAGGAUUAAGAAGGGAUUCCAUUACUCCUGAUAUAGCUACAAAGCCUGGGCAACCUUUGUUCUUGGAUACAGUUUCUGCUAAAAAAUCUUUUAAGACCCGAAAACAAAAGUCGUCUUCAAAGGCUGAAUACAAUUUAACUGCAUGCAAAUGCCUUCUGUGCAAGAGAAAAUAUAGUUCACAAAUAAUGCUGAAAAGGCACAUGCAAAUUGUUCACAAGAUAACUCUUUCUGGAAAGAACUCUAAAAGAGAGAAAGGGCCCAACAAUACUGCCAAUGGAACAGAAAUAAAACUAAAAGUUGAACCAGCAGAUUCUGUAGAACCUUCGCCCCCUUCCAUCGCUCUUUCUCCACAGAAUGAAUUAAAGGGAACAAAUCAUUCAAAUGAGAAAAAGAACACACCGUCAGCACAGAAAAAUAAAGUUAAACAGGACUCUGAAAACCCUAAAUCAACCUCUAAGUCAACCACUAAAUCAACCUGUAAAUCAACUACUAAAUCAACUUCUAAGUCAACCAAUGCAUCUGCUGCAGGUGGCCAGCAAAAAACCAGGAAGCCAAAACUUUCAGCUGGCUUUGACUUCAAGCAGCUUUACUGUAAACUCUGUAAACGCCAAUUUACUUCGAAACAGAACUUGACAAAGCACAUUGAAUUACACACAGAUGGAAAUAACAUUUAUGUUAAAUACUACAGGUGUCCUCUCUGCUCUUAUGAAACACGUCGCAAACGUGAUGUGAUAAGGCAUAUAACUGUAGUUCAUAAAAAGUCACCACGCUACCUUGGGAAAAUAACUGCAAGUUUAGAAAUUAGAGCAAUAAAAAAGCCAAUUGAUCUGGUUCUAAAUAAGGUGACAAAAAGAGGCCCUCAGAGGGAUGAAACAAAACAGAUUGGUUCAAAACACGAUGUCACCUCUAAUUCGCCCAAUAAAAAGUAUGAAGGAGCUGAUGUUGGCAUUGAAGUAAAAGUAACAAAAAACUUUUCUCUUCACCGAUGCAAUAAGUGUGGGAAAGCAUUUGCCAGAAAAGCUUUUCUAGAACAUCAUAAGAAAACCCACAAGGCGAAUGUAUCUCAUUCACCUGAAGAAAACAAAACCAAAGGCAGAAGUACGAGAUCUAAAGCUGUUGUCUGUGAAAGAGGAAAUAACUCAAUACCUUCUGUUCAGAGGAGUAACUGCUGGGAGUGCAGUAACGUGUUGAUAGCUAUGAUGAGCCAUAUACAGGUGUCAUUUAGAUUUAUGAGCCUGGAAAGGACCAUUAUGAUCAGGUAAUCUGACUUGAAUACGCUAACGAAGCUUGUGCGUACAUUAGACCUGUCCCCUCCAUGGCUGACUUCCAGCAAGUUACUGAGAAAGAUUUUGUCUUGAUUUUAAUAUUAACCUCCUGUUGUUUGUUCUUGCUCUCCCUCUCCCACCCUCUCUUUUGUUAUGUUCUCUGUUACCUGUCUCCUGCCCCUUUAGGCAAUUUCUAUCAUGCUUC